This is a messenger RNA of Carlito syrichta (Philippine tarsier), 1772 nucleotides long. Its product is annotated as ubiquinol-cytochrome-c reductase complex assembly factor 1. Gene Ontology annotation, cellular component: mitochondrion. The transcript is spliced from 4 exons. Gene Ontology annotation, biological process: mitochondrial respiratory chain complex III assembly. The record is from RefSeq and is a predicted model, not a curated record. NCBI's taxonomy places the organism in Eukaryota, Metazoa, Chordata, Mammalia, Primates, Tarsiidae. Bases 2 to 436 code for a protein of 144 amino acids.
GAUGUGUCUAGUCCGAAUGAAGCAGGAAGGCCGGAGUGGGAAAUACAUGUGUCGGAUCAUAGUUCAUUUUAUGUGGGAGGAUGUUGAACAGCGUGGCAGAGUCAUGGGGGUUAAUUCCUAUAUCCUGAAGAAGAACAUGAUUCUCAUGACAAAUAAUUUUUAUGCAGCAAUCUUGGGAUAUGAUGAGGGGAUUCUUUCAGAUGACCAUGGGCUGGCGGCUGCCCUCUGGAGAACCUUUUUUAACCAGAAAUGUGAAGACCCUCGCCAGCUUGAGCUGCUAGUAGAGUACGUGAGGAAACAGAUGCAGUACCUGGACUCCAUGAAUGGUGAGGAUCUGCUUCUGACAGGGGAGGUGAGCUGGCGCCCUCUGGUGGAGAAGAAUCCUCAGAGCGUUCUGAAGCCCCAUUCUCCAACUUAUAACGACGAGGGUCUUUGAUGGACUGAUCCCUCUCUACAGCUGGCCACCUGGCUUUGGGGAACUGCCAGAAGUGAAGUGCCUGUUUGGCUCAGGAACCUGCAGAAAGUGGCCUGAACUGACCUUUGAACAGCAUCCGUCAAAUACCUGGCCCCAUUUGUGUUGAGUUUCCUCUUGGUGUGACCAGGAAUCGCAUCUGGCAGGGUACAGUGCCGGGAGAACCCCUGUCUCUUCUGGGCUGUCCUCUCCCUCAGGAAAAUCCCCGAGCAAGAGCUCCCCAGCACACACUCCUCAAGUCCUUUCAGCACCCAUGUGACUGACAGCUCUUUCCAAAGGCCACGGAAGGGAUGGAGUAGGCAAGAAAGGGAUACCCACCAAUGACCCACUGUGGCCUAGGAGCAGUUUGUCAUACUCUGAGUCAAGACGGGUAACCACACUCUGUCCCUUGGCUUUAGUCAUGGGGUUGAGUUGGCCAUGAAAAGAAACAGAGACUUGUCUCUGCCAUGGUUCUUCUUUAUUCCGGGGUCUCUAGAAAUCUAUCUGAGAUGGUAAGUGCCAUAAUUGAGGAGCACCACCCAGCUCUGUUAGACAGGGACAGGGAAGAGGUCACGAGGAUCUUGCCGCUGCUCUUGCCUCUGGCUCACGGAGAUGCCUCUCUGUUCUGCUAAGGUGCCGUCUGCCAGGUCCCUCCUCUAGGACCCAGGAGCCCCUGAUGUCUGAUGCCCGGGGACUUGUCCCAUCCUAGGUCAUUUGGGAGGAGACCUCGAGAACAAAGUCCCCUUUGUCAGUCCCAAUGAACUGCAUGAGGAACAUGCCGUCUUUCCUCUCUUGGCCUCCCCUCAUGAGACACUGAGGAGAAGAGAGCCCAGCUGUGUGCGCAGCUUUCUGCCCCUCCCGCUCUGGAGUCUGUGCCGCAGAGCCAGCUCUGCCCAAGCACCUGAGCACCAGGCCCCUCCUCCCUCUGAGUGUGAGUCGUCCCUUGGGGGAUUUUCUUGAAGUGAAGAAAGGGGGUGGGGAACCAUAUUGCCCUUUCCUCCCCCAUCAGACUUCCUUCAUUUAACUUGCUAUAAAAUGAGUCAUAUAAAGAAAGUCUAUAUGGGUGAGGUAUAUCCCACUUCUGUGAAAACAUUACAAAUCAAACCUCCUUCUCUCAGUUUAUUUAAGAUGCAUUUGUUGCAAGCGGAGCUCCAGAGUGAAGCCUCCUGUGUGUGUGAGAUAAUAACACCUUGUAACUCAUUACAGCUGGGCACUAUUUACAUAAACCAGAGCUGAGCCAGGCAGGAAUUUGCUGAUUAAUUUAUUUUUAAUGGAGUAAAGUAUACCAUGCACCAAAAUAAACUUUACUGUGUGUACCUAA